Molecule: messenger RNA, 7521 nt
Organism: Orussus abietinus
Lineage: Eukaryota; Metazoa; Arthropoda; Insecta; Hymenoptera; Orussidae
Gene: dnr1
Product: E3 ubiquitin-protein ligase MYLIP
Exons: 7
Coding region: 436-1872 (478 amino acids)
Biological process (GO): ubiquitin-dependent protein catabolic process
Cellular component (GO): cytoskeleton
Molecular function (GO): ubiquitin-protein transferase activity
Source: RefSeq, a predicted model, not a curated record
CGCGGAGGACGGUCGCACGGUAGUCGCGCGAGCUCGUAAGUGUUCCUCGUAUCCGUCGUCUCCUGGUGCACCGACCAACCGGUCCAGGAGAACUCCUCGCGGCGAUUGGCGAGCGAUGGAAGCCAAUGAGAGGCGCCUCUCGGUCGCCGGUAGCUGGAGCACGUCGCCUCGGAACAGCGGCCCGGGUGAGGAGUCGGUGACAGCUGUGCCGGUGAGCUCGCGCUAACCUGUUAUGAGAGGACGAGCCGCGCCAACCGAGGCAACCUUGGCAACCCUGGCAACCGGUAGCCCCUCGGUCGGGCAACCGGCUGGAGAGCCGACGCCGUCGGCGUCCACCCCGCGACCCUUCCGCUCGUCGUCGUGGGACGCGUAGGAGUGAAGUGACGUCACGCGUGCCGAGAUAUCCCCGAAGGUGAGAGGUAAAAGAGGGUCAGGAUGUGGUGCCUCGUCAGCCAGGCCAACUCCGUCAUCCUGGAAGUCCAGGUCGAUCCCAAGGCCAUUGGCCAGGAGUGCCUCGAAAAGGUCUGCGACUGCCUCGGCAUCAGCAAGGAGUGCGACUACUUCGGGCUGAAGUACCAAAACGCAAAAGGCGAGGAACUCUGGCUAAACUUGCGGAAUCCGAUAGAGAGGCAAGCCGGUGGGGGUGUAGCACCUUUAAGAUUUGCACUUCGAGUCAAGUUUUGGGUGCCCCCACACCUGUUGCUGCAAGAAGCUACCAGACACCAGUUUUAUUUGCACUCCCGGUUGGAGCUGGCCGAGGGCAGACUGAAGGCCUCCGAUUGGUCCUCCGUGGCUCGAUUGGUGGCACUGAUAGCACAAGCAGAAGGAGGCGAUUAUGAUCCACUUUUGCCCCCCCAUGCCAUCUACUCUCAGUGCUGCCAGAUUCAACCAGCCAAGCCAUGCGAUCCAAAGCCUCAGGACUUUCUGCACCGAAUUGUGCAACAGCACAAGGAGGUCAAGGGGAUGAAAUCCUCCACUGCGGAGUACUGGCUGCUGAAGGAGGUCUCCAAUCUGGACACUUUCGGUCAGGAGAUGUUCCACAGCAAAUUCGGACACAAUGGGGUGUCCAUGAUCGGCGUGGGACCCCAUGGCAUCACCGUGUACCGCGGCCAGGACGAGGAAACGCAAAACAUACCGUACACGGCGAUCCAGAGUGCGACGUCCCAGAGAAGGAUGUUCCACUUGGUGUACUUGUCCCUGGACGGUGUAGAGACCUCGUUGGACUUUAAAUUGGACUCCAGCCAGUCGGCCAGUGGCCUGUACAGGGCAAUUACCGAAAAACAUGCCUUUUACAGCUGCGAGACCGUCAGGAGUGCCGUCACCGCGCAGUUCAUCCGCGACCUGAAGGGAACCAUCAUCUCGAUAUUCAACGAGGACUCGACGCUGGGGAAGAAGUACGUCUUCGACAUCCGCAGGACCUGCAGGGAGGUGUACGACAACGCGAGAAGGGCCAUCUACUGCGAAGCCGUCAGUUUAGGUCUCCCGGAUGAGAACGAGGUCCUGGACCGGCACGAGUGCGGCGAUUGCGAGAAUCCCAAGUGCAAGGAAUCCCGGGAAUGUCUGGCGAGGCUACUGGACGCGAUGCUCUGUCGGAUCUGCAUGGACCGGACGUUGGACACGGCAUUGUUUCCCUGCGGACACGCGGUCGCCUGUCUGGACUGUGCGAGGCGCUGCGAGAGGUGUCCUCUCUGCAGGGCAGACAUAGACCACUGCAGGACCAUCUACCUCCCUCUGGAGCUGACGAAUGUCGACAAGCCGAAUGCAAAAACGUCCCCCGAUGGCUCCGUGCCCAUCUUCGCGGCCAAGCCUGGCCCCGAGACGAUGGCUCGGAGGAUCCUGGCCAGCGAGGCCUCCGUCAACCCCGACAUUUGAGAAAUCCGGCCCAAGGGGAGAUUCGUCGGCUUCGAGAGGAUCUUCCGGAUGUUCUCCUGUCGCCUCGAGAGGGCCUUCUAAAAAAUCCCCGCUCCGGGUCUUCGCAACCUUCCGAGACAAAGUGGACCCCCAGCGGACCUGGAAAACACGGGGAAUUAGUGGCCGGUCGCCGGAAUCGAUGAUCGGUUGGCGUUCUUUCUUUCUUUAGUAUACCUUUUUAUUCGUUUCCUGAGGUGAAGACGUCGAGUGGGCCGCGAAAGAACUGGUGCUGCUCUCUGGAAGAGGAGGAGGGAAUUUAUUGAUCACUUUUCGACGUCCUGGUUCUUGGUGGAAUUUUCAUUUUUUUUCUUUCGAGCCCUGGUCUGUCGGAAAAAGGAUAUGGGAGAUUUUUUCAUUUAAGGAAUUGUUUUAAUUAAGUGAGAACCAACCUGGGUGAACGGUCGCUGGUAAUUCAGGGAUCUGAAUGGCCGAGCUUUGGAAAGACGAGGUUUUUUUAUGGGGUGUAUCGACUGCAUGAAAUUCCGGCUGCUGGUACUCCUUCGACCUAGGAUGACCUUGGUAUCUGAAAUGCGGUGUGAAAAAGAAAAUGUUAAUUUCGUCUUAACUUGGCGUUUAAUUUAAUUAUGGGAUUUUAAUAUUAGACGUCUCGGUCAUCCUGGUUUGAAUAAAUCAUUUGAUAUCGGGAUUCUCCGGUUAAACGAAAGAAAUUCCAUUUUCGGAAAUUCCAAAUUCUAUCCUUCUCCAGAUGGGCGCACCUGUUUUUUUUUCUUUCGCUUACUCUAGGUCGAUGAGUUUUAUUUUUUUUUUUUUUUAUUUAGAGCCACCACCGAGGAGCAGUGAAUUUUGGACUGCGUUUUCAAAAAGAGAACAACCUCCUGCGGCAAUUUUACAUUCCAUGCCGUCGAGAGGAUGUAGAUUUUUCUUUUCGGGAUAUUUCUCCUCUCGUAUUUUGCGGAUCAUUCUAAAGGAACGUUUAGCUUAUUCGAAAGGGAAAAAAAAAAGAAAAAGAGAAAUUCAGCAGUUUUUAGUUUCGAGGAGUCGGUUGAAAUGGAAUUCACCCGCUCCAGAGUCGGAGAGUUUUACCGUCGUGGAUACAUAUGGUAUACAGACACGUAAAAAUGCUUUUUCAAUGAUCCGGCUAUCACGCAGGGUGCCUUGUGGAUCAUUGAUAUCAUUCUGAAGUAUUUAACGUAUAACGCAAGCAUCGAAGCGAUCGGAUAGUUCCAACGACAAUAUUAACCCGAGAGCAGUGCCCGUCAUUUUCCCAGCUGUAGCUUGAAGCUCGAAAUUUCGUUUUUUCAGCUCCUCCCAGAAGGAGGAAAAAAAAAAGAAAUAUAAAAAAGUAUUAUCAUCUAACGAGCGCGUCGAGUGAUCGAAAAAACUGCAAAGGGCGCAUCUCGUCAAGAUCAAGGAGCGCCUUCGAUCAAACGCAACCGCUUAUCAUCCUCCCACUCUCUCUUAAUCAAGGAAAAUGUUUAUAAAUUAUAACAAUGCCAGAACUUGGGAAUUUUACGUUGCACCGGCUUUUUUGGUAUGAAAGGAAAAUCCGGCACGGGAAGAAAUCAUUGAAAAAUGAAUUUGUAUUUAGAAAGGGAGGCGAUUUGAUAAGGCUGGGAAAAAUGGUUAAUUGUAGGAAGUCGCUCCUUGAUCAGGGACGACCUGGGAUCGCCACGUAAAUGAAAUCUGCGUCGCAAAUUGCGGGUUUGCUCGCCGAAGAGCAACGAAAGGAAACAGUGCACUCGAGAUAGAAGAGGGAGAGAGAGAGUGGAAUAAAUGGACGCCUAUCGGUGCCACCAGCAACGAAGCUCGCGGGAGCGCCCGAUGACCGCGGAUAUUUGGCCAGUUCCCGAAUCGAUGAUAACGGCGGAAUCCGAGCCAGCGAGUGGGAGGGUCUUAUCGACGAGCGAUAAACGGACCAACAGGUGGUUUCGGCCCGGAGGUCGAUAUAUUUCUGGGGGAUUUCGCGAACGGCCGCGCCGCUCCGGCUCGGUCUCGCGCUUUUCUCCCCGGGGUCCGCGGAUUCGGACCCGGGGGGAAGAGGUCGGUGGUCAAGGGGUCAAGGGGUCUAUCGCACCAACUGACCCUUCUUAUAUUUAGUACAACAUUCGAGUAUGUUGUUCGCGAUAGGCGUGCGGACGUCGUUUGUAGAAUCUCCGUUCGCGCGACGAAUUAAGCGGCCGACUGGACGGCCGUUUCCGUCGAGGGCAGGGGUCGCUUUCGUUGUUUUCGUCAUUUUUCUCAUAUUUCCCACAUUUGCCCCCCUCGUCACUCCCCUCUCUCACUUUUGUCACUUUCGUCAUUUCGCCGCAUUCGUCACUUUUCUCGCUCUCGUGGCUUUCGUUGACCCCGCCGAUGCCGAGCCGUCGCUACGGGUGUCGGUGUCUCUCUCUUCCCCACUACUCGCGGCAUGCGUCGCUCUCGCUCCCACUCGUGGGAUCCCUCCUGGAUGGACGGCCAUCCCGUUACUCUUUAUCAAUGAUUCAUGCGCAGCUUCUUUGUCGCCGGAGUUGAAGAGUACCAUGAAAAGUGACCUCAUUUGUUCUCACGGAAUCGUGCUUCUGGUUGGUCCUCGACUUCAAGGGGGAUUCCCGUGAACUGUAAACGAUUUCGAGGAUUAGUCGGGUUUCCAUUUAUUAUCUGGAUUUUAAUACAGAGUCGAAUGUUAAAUAAUGAGAAAUGGUCGCGGCGUUCUAUUAGGCGGUCGGAUUCUUUCACUUCGCCGUGGAUAAUUGGAUAAUCGAAUUCGGGGGAAAUCGUUACGUUGUAAAAUGCCUGCGAUAUGUUUUCCUGGCUUUUCGACGGCGACGUUUACUUGGCGAAGUCAAUUUUCAAUGUUUAUUUAAGACAAGAGAGAGAGAGAGAGAGAUUCGGAGUUCCGCGCUCAAGUAGGAACCAUCCGAUAGGAGCAGAAUUCAACUUCCUUUACCAUGGAAACGCCGGAGGGAAUCCUUCCAGUGAUUUGUCGUUCUUUGAAAUUCACAUAUUGUAUUUUUUGUACUUUCUUAUUAAUACACACGAUAAUAAUAUUAGUAAUAACGAUAAUGUAGAGCGUAUAUCGAAGCGCGGAGAAGUGUCGUCUCGAGCGGAAACGCUGUCGCCGCAUUUUCUGCGAAUGUGGAGAAAAGCAGCAACCUGAGAGGAAAAAGUUCGAAACAAAAAUUGUCCUACGGUCCUUCCUAGGUAACUUUUAUAGGAGAGAUUUUUUUUCUUUUGCAAAGCGCAACAGCAGAAAACGCCAAAAUACGACACCCUAACGAAACGGUACCGCGUUGCGACCUCUCGGAGGUAAAUGAAACUUUCCACUUUAACUAAACCCGAUAUGGAAAAAAGUUUCGGACAAAGUUUCAUCUACUUUUAAUGCCGAACAACCUUUGUGAGGAGCAUUUCCCUCCAUGUUGCACCGUUUGGUCAGAAAGUUGGAUUCAUCUCGCACAAUGGAUAACGUUUUCGCUCGGCGGGGCGGAGAGGAAGCACCGAGAGAGGGGGUCUACGACUCGGUCGUUAAAUUUUUCUUGGGACGUCGCUUAUAUCAAUAGCGUACAUUAUUACCGUAAUAUCUGUUUAUACGUAUGUACAUAAGAACUAUAAGCGGUCGGAUAACCUCCGUUGGGGUCAAGAAAUGUGAAAGGCCUCCAAGGUUCGUCUAAUGUCAGAUCCGAUUAACACCGACUAGCUGCACGCCAAGAUAAACUCUUUUGCACGAGACACAAUAAAACCACUGCGAAUCCAUAUAACGCGGUUAUACGCUACGCAAAAGGACGAACUUUAAUGCGAAACCCUGGUGAUCUUUAAUCUCUAAUCUCUUGUGUUUGCGCCGACACAAAGUUGACUUUGUAUGUUGAAUUCUCCGGCCGAUUGGGAGUCGCUGCCUCGGAGAGAACAGCUGAUCUACUUUCGGUCCUCGGAAUAUUUUUUUUUUUUUUUAAUACCUCUGCGCCCGAUUUGUACCGUUUUCUUGCAUCCUGAAUAAAGGAUCGCGUUAAGUUUUACAUUUCUAGAUAUUUUGAGGAUACCUCUGGGUGGAGCCUCGAUUUUUAACAAUUUUUUAGAGGCUCGUCUUGCGUGUCAAAUUUCCCAAAAUGAGGCGUCCUCUUGAAAGGUAAAAAGAUGAUAGUCGCACAUCUCUCGAAUCAUUAAGCGGCAUGCAAAUACUGGCGAAGAAAGGAGAGAGAGAGAGAGAGAGGGUAGAAUGUUCUCCCAAUUGUUAUAGUCAUUCAUCAAUGCAAUGUACACCUAGUUUUUAAUAUUAUUUAUAAGAGAAAGGCACACACAAUGUGUUUGCAUUUACACGCGACUACGUAAGAAAGUACUGCUCCGAAAGGGGUGCUAGAUUAUUUAUUCUACGUGCGAGAUACGAUUUAUUUAAUCCCUGGUUUUGUAAACGAGAGAAUAAAUAUCUGUAUCAAUGACGUGUCUAUUUCCAGAAUGUCCUUUUAUCAACAAAAUAUUAAUUUCUUUCGUAUUUGCAAUGGUUUCUCCGAUUCUUUUUUUUUUUUUUAACUACAUUAUUUUCAAAUUCACCGGCAUAUUCUCUCCGAAUAAAUUCCCUGAUCUGAAAGAUUCCAUUAUGAGGUAUGCCGAUUGAUUUUCCCGUUUAUAAAACCAGGUUUCAUUUAAUUUCUAGGGAAUUUCCCCAAGGCUCUCGGUAUUCGGUACGAGUGCCUUGAUUUCUAGUCGAGUGCAAAUGCGAUAGAUGUCCCAAUGUAAGGAAGGAAUAAAUCUCAAGUGAAGUGUUUCAAUGGAAAGUCAUUGAGUCACGUUAAUCACGGGCAAAGGAUCCCUCUACUGAUUUUUCCUAAACUCAGCCUGAAUCACUGUAAACGAAUGUUUAAUCGUAUCGAGUAGGCUAAAAAGACCUGCAACACUGACGGUACAAUUUUGAGAUUUAUUAUCAUUUAUUGGCUUACAAUUUCAAUCCCCGAUUCCCCAUUUAUAUGAUCUGUGUCCACUUAUGGGGCAGCUCCUCGACGCCUCCCUGCUAAUUUUCAUGAAAUUUCCAAAAUGAAAUUAAUAAAGGUGUCGCAGGACUUUCCAGCCAAUAAAUAAUUAAAUAGUUAUUCCGAAAUCUCACCGAAGCAAGGUCGGGAGCGCCGAAAUACCCAGGAAAAAUCGCCCCUCGAGAACAGUGGACUGAAUUCUGAAACCCCACGAAAAGAAAAGAAAAAAAAAAGAUAUCUUUGUAAUACUGCGUGUCUAUGCGAUAACGAUAAAGGCUCUACCGGUAAUAACGAGGAUACACGAUAAACGCACUUCUUGUGAUUAUAUCUCUGUAUAAAACGCAUUAUUAGUAUUUAAUAUAGGACGUUGAACAUGCAUAUAUUCUCGAGAAGUCAUAGCGUCUAGCUCCGCGUUCGCAACGAGAGAGAGCGAGAUAGAUAGAUAGGCUAGGAGCAAAGCGAGAGAGAGAGGAAGAGAGAUCGCAAAGCGAUGCGUACCCGAAUAGAUUGCCGUUUGCAAAGAGUAUUUUUAAAGUAUUUCCAAUUAUUUUUUAGUAUUAUAUCAGGACCCCACUGUCAACAGUGGCACGUAUACAUAUUAUACAUAUGAAUAUAAAUAUAUUACACCAUGUGAAAAACACCAUACGAAAAUAUAACGAAUAAGGAUAUCGUAUGCAAGAUGUUCCGGAGAUUAAAUAUCGUCGAACACUAA